UCUUCCCCUCCCCCCGCCGCUUCCCUCCAAACCCGACCAAAUUUCACCCGAAGAUUCCUUCCGGAGAAGCGAACCCGACCAGAAAUUGACCCCCCCUCCCCCCCCCCCCCCUGAGAAAGCUCGAUCCGAGGACGAAUCAGACCCCAAUCUGCUGAAGCCUAGCGAUGGGAAUCCCUGUCCGAUCUCUCCUCGUCGCGUCGAUCGUCCUCAGCUCGAUCGCCCUGCAUGUCGCGGCGGCAAAAAACUUGGAUCCCUACAAGGUUCUUGGGGUUGACAAGAGUGCCAGCCAACGGGAUAUUCAGAAAGCGUUUCACAAGCUUUCUCUAAAAUAUCAUCCAGACAAGAAUAAAAGCAAGGGGGCGCAGGAAAAAUUUGCGGAAAUAAACAAUGCAUAUGACAUUCUGUCUGAUGAAGAGAAGAGGAAAAAUUAUGAUCUCUAUGGAGAUGAAAAGGGUAACCCAGGAUUUGGUGGUGGAAAUUUUGGAAAUCGUGAGGGCUACACAUACUUCACUGGUGGUGGCGCCAAGACUAGCCAUUUCUCAUCUGGUGAUGGAUGGCAAACGAUGGGCGGCCAGGGAAAUACAAAAACAUUUUCCUUUUCAUUUGGUGGUGGUAACCCUGGUGCCGGUGGAGGAAACCCAUUUAACUUUGAUUUUGGUGAUGUUUUUUCCAACAUAUUUUCUGGUGGAUCAAUGGGAGGUAGUCAGCAUACUGGAUCUGCUGGCAAAGCCAGACGUGGUACAAAAUCUUCUGGUCAUGAUUCUAGUUCUGUCAACAUUCAGGAGGUCACGAUGCAAAUUUUCAAUAAAGAAACAGCUGAUCAAGGAAUCACUUGGCUUUUGUUAUUCUAUACACCAAACACAAAAGGUCAAUUUGUGCUAGAAAGUGUCGUGGAGGAUGUAGCUCGUUCACUGGAUGGUGCACUGAGGGCUGGUAAGGUAAACUGCGACCAUGAAAAGGCACUUUGCAAGAAGGCUGGUGUCUCAAUAGGAAAAUCAGCUCGUCUCUUCAUUUAUUCAUACACAACUACAGAAAAAGGGUCUUUGCAUGAGUACUCAGGAGAUUAUGAUUCUAAGAGCCUGAAGACAUUUUGUCAAGAACACCUGCCAAGAUUUUCCAAAAGGGUAGACAUCAACCAAUUCAGCUUCCCCUCAAAUAUCAUACCAAACCUUCCUCAAGUGCUCCUACUGUCAGCUAAGAAGGACACACCAGCAAUGUGGCGUGCUGUUAGUGGGAUGUUCCGCAGUCGAUUAAUUUUCUAUGAUGCAGAGGUCCAGGAUGUUUCUCAUCCACUCCUCAAAAGCCUUGGUGUGAAGAAUAUUCCAGCUCUAAUUGGUAGGUCCGUUAAUGGUGAGGAACAACUUCUGAAGGAUGGCAUUUCAGUGAAAGAUCUCAGAUCUGGUAUCAAAGAAUUGAAGAAUCUGCUCGAAAAUUUUGAGAAGAAGAAUAAGAAGCUUGCAUCAAACCAAGCUAAGAAACCUGCUCACACAGAUCAACCAAAAGAAAACAAAAUUCCUCUCCUCACUGCUUCCAACUUUGAGGAGAUUUGUGGUGAGAAGACAUCAGUAUGUAUCCUUGGCAUUUUCAAAUCAAGCAAAGCUAAGGAAAAUCUUGAAGCCGUCCUGUCUGAGAUAUCUCAGAAGACUCUGAUAAGGGGGCAGAACUACAACUCUGGGAACGCAGUUGCUUAUGCUUUGUUGGACGGGAACAAACAGUCCGCCUUCCUGUCCACGUUUGACAAAUCAGCAUUCAAGUCGUCUGAUAAACUUCUCCUUGCCUACAAGCCCCGACGGGGUAGAUAUGCUGUGUAUGACAAUGAGGUGACUAUGGAAGAGGCUGAAAGGUUCGUGGUUUCUGUUUUGAAUGGAGAUGUUCAAUUGUCUGCAGCCGGACGAAAACCAGUUCUUAGGUAGAGCCGUAGAGGCUAUCUCUGCAAUUGCAAACCUUGUUUUCUUGGGAACGAUUGCAAGUAAAGUGUAUAUAUAUAGUUCUUAUAGUGUAGUACCUCCUUAAGGAGGUAACUUGGGAACGUUUUCUGCUUGUACAUAGCUGAAUCUGAUUGGAAUGAAGAGAGUAAAAUAUUCUGCAGUCGGCACUUUUGUUGUGUCAUGAACUGGAAUACCCUGACAUGGGGCAGUCGGCACUUUUGUUGUGUCAUGAACUGGAAUACCCUGACAUGGGAGAGAUCACUCCCCCUGUAACAUGAGCUGUUUUGAUGUCAAAGAACUCAAAUCUGGAUAACAUGAUCGAAGUGCGUUUUUUUUCC
Oryza sativa Japonica Group (Japanese rice) is the source of this 2266-nucleotide messenger RNA. Lineage: Eukaryota; Viridiplantae; Streptophyta; Magnoliopsida; Poales; Poaceae. The record is from RefSeq and is a predicted model, not a curated record.